This is a messenger RNA of Corythoichthys intestinalis (scribbled pipefish), 1018 nucleotides long. Its product is annotated as cytochrome c. Gene Ontology annotation, cellular component: mitochondrial intermembrane space. Bases 175 to 489 code for a protein of 104 amino acids. NCBI's taxonomy places the organism in Eukaryota, Metazoa, Chordata, Actinopteri, Syngnathiformes, Syngnathidae. Gene Ontology annotation, molecular function: electron transfer activity; heme binding. Gene Ontology annotation, biological process: mitochondrial electron transport, ubiquinol to cytochrome c; mitochondrial electron transport, cytochrome c to oxygen. The transcript is spliced from 3 exons. The record is from RefSeq and is a predicted model, not a curated record.
GCCUGAAGAAGGUGGGAGACGAAACCCCCUUCACAUGAGCUGGUGACGUCAUAAGCCGGCAAACGUAAGAGGAGUGACCUUCUGUGCGACCGCCACAACGAGUCCGUUUCGCCUAUCGAAGAGGAACCAGAAAAUAGCCAUUUUAAUUCACUAGUUUAUAAACUACAGCAGACUAUGGGCGACAUUGCAAAAGGCAAGAAGGCAUUUGUGCAGAAGUGCGCCCAGUGCCACACAGUAGAGGAAGGUGGCAAGCACAAGGUGGGCCCCAACCUGUGGGGUCUGUUCGGCCGCAAGACGGGCCAAGCGGAGGGCUACUCGUACACUGAUGCCAACAAGAGCAAAGGUAUUGUGUGGGGUGAGGACACCUUGAUGGUGUACCUGGAGAAUCCAAAGAAGUACAUCCCAGGCACCAAGAUGAUCUUUGCCGGCAUCAAGAAGAAAGGCGAGCGCCAGGACCUGAUAGCUUACCUCAAAUCGGCGACAUCAUGAAGGCCUCGUGUACGCACGCAUAUUUAACGUUUUAGUUCCGUUUUAUUUUUGUGUUUUAAAUCCACGCGCUAUAAAUGUCUUGUGUUGAGCUAUUUGUACAGAUGCUGAUAAGAGAGAGGGAGGCGCAUACAACUUCUUUUUGGCUCUCGUGCAUGUGGCCGAUGCAAUAUUUGGAAAUAACGUUAUAUAUGUUUAAAUCAUUUAAUGAUUGAACAUCAACAUCGUUGUAGAGUUGAAGUCAUUUGGUGCUUGCCAAUGACAGAAACUUCUCUGUACUUGGUUGUUAACAUUUAUUAAUAUAAAAAGGCAGCUCCUUUUGUCCGCUGAGGUCCAAAUGGUGCAAAGUGAGAUGCGCUGAAAUGAAGAACUUAAAAAAAGCACGCAGAAUGAAGGAGGCAUGAAUUGUUAUUUACCUGGUUUCACAGGCUGGAAAGAGUUUUAACUUAUUUUACUGCCAUGUAUGUGACAGUGUCUGUCAAAUGUUCACAAGGGGCUGCCGAACACGCAAUAAAAUACUGUAUGAAAAUCA